This is a messenger RNA of Protopolystoma xenopodis, 393 nucleotides long. The record is from the annotation of a GenBank genome assembly. Lineage: Eukaryota; Metazoa; Platyhelminthes; Monogenea; Polystomatidea; Polystomatidae.
AUGAGUCAUGGUCGCAGGGCCGUCACAGCAAUUGCAGCCGGCGCGGCAAUCGUGGCGUCGGCUCCUGGCGCGUCGAAAACGCAAUGGCCAGGCGCAUCAAGUGAGCUGCAGGGCGGCCUCACCACUGCCGCGCUAGCAUCACGGCUGUGCCCGGGCGCGCGUGUCAAGAACGACGCGGCAAGCGCACAAAUUGAGCUGGGCCUGGCACAGCCAGAGCAUCGGACAGACGGACAGGCCGAGGGCAGUUCACCUGGUAGGCGGUCGCUGAUAGAUGGGCCCACCGACACGACACGAACGACACGACACUAUCAAGGCCCCAGCAUCACGGCAGACACAGCAUCAAGACAGACGCAUAGUGCGCGUACAGAUUGCGACUUGAACUGGUCAAACUGA